Messenger RNA from Linnemannia hyalina, 4779 nucleotides. Lineage: Eukaryota; Fungi; Mortierellomycota; Mortierellomycetes; Mortierellales; Mortierellaceae. The record is from the annotation of a GenBank genome assembly.
AUGGCAUCCAACACGAUGAACUUUGGUCCCGAGUGGAUGAGACGUUUCCCUGCCAGGACCAGUCAGUCUCAACCCGACCUGCUCGCCAGAGCGCCUUCGCCUCCUCCUGUCGCCCCAACCCACCAGGACUGGGGUCAACCCGCACUCCCCGCAUCCCAGGCAGCCUUGCCUGCCUUCAGCUACUCCUCAAUCGCCGCCAGCAACGUCCGCUCUCACAACGGAACUUCUAGCUCGGACACCUCUGUCUUGGACACAAUCAACGAUGGAAGCAGCAACGGCAAUGGCCCCAGCUUUGCUUCGGACUCGUUGAACCCCUUCAAGUACUCCAAGGAGCUGAUGAUUGCACUCUACAAACCCACAGGUCUCCCCAUCGAGUUUGAGAGACACGCUGUCAUGACCAGCGAAGACCCUCUCGCUCCCAUGUCGACUUUGCCAUUCUCAGAACACGAGAUCAAGCUCCUCUCCGGCAACGUGAACAGCGAAGUGGCGCGCAGGACGGCUCAACCAGGAGACAGCCCCUUGGAGAGGCCACAAGGGCAGCGUCGAGAGAGUUUCUCCAUUACCGGCGACAACUCGGGGCGAUAUGACCGGUCGGAAAAGCCCUCGUCCUACACACGCAGCUAUGAUUCCAGAGGUCAUGCUACUGGAACAAAACCACGAACCUUGAACAGCGAGAGUCGUAGCCAUUCAUUCAGGCGAACAGAGCAAGUUGUGGUGGAACGUGAGAGUGAGCCAGAGGAGGAUGGGCUUUGGAACUCCCCCGUUGGCAACUCAGUGGGCUCCUUUGACGCCAAUGGCGUUUUUCGAAUCAGCGGAGAAGGCGAAGAACUCCAACCCCUGGCAGAUCUCGAGGAAUCCCCAGCCGUACCAUCCAAUGACGAGACAACGGGUACGUCUCUUGUCGAGGAAGGCGACGACCUCAGUGGCGUAAAGACGUCUCUCUUUUCUCUUCGGCCACAGGAGCCAACCUACUCAGGUCAUGGUUCUGAGAAGCCUGGCGUUGUUUCACCAAUUCUCUCUCAGCGCACAAUGGAGCCUAUUGCUCCUGUCGACAACAAUCGCAUUUCUGUUACCAUGCUUACUGGAAAACCUACUGAGGCAUUUGCAGCUCGGGAUUCAGACGAGUUUACGUCGUUUGGUGAUAAGCCACCAUUGAGUGCCUCGCAUCCUCCAGGCCUGGUUCCUGAGCCUGGAUUCAAGUCCUUGCUGGCGGAGAUGGGCACGUGGCUUUAUCGGGACCCUAGUGGCAGCAUUCAAGGACCAUUCUUGUCGAGCGAGAUGCACGAGUGGUACAAGGGAGGCUUCUUCACGUCAGACUUGCUUGUGAAGCGCGAGCAGGAUUCUACGUUCGAGCCUUUGGGGUCGUUGAUCAGGAGAGUUGGCUCUGACGACCAACCGUUCUUGACUGCGGGAGUAAUUCGACCUGAGCCCCUGCAAUCGCCUGUCCAUCCCAACCGCCCUUCCAUUCCCUCGUUGGCGCAGAACAGGCAGCCAGUCCCGCAGCUGCCGCAGUCCCCAGGCUGGAUGGGGAUGAGCGCUCCUUCGACUCCCAGCACAGCUAACUUUGGCACAGACCGAUUGAUGUUACAGCAGCAGCAAGUCCAGCAGCAGCAUUCUUCUGGUGACUUGUUCAGCAGCACCAACGGACUCGGUCAACAGCGCACGGGCUUUAGUGGUGCUCAGGAGCCUGUUGCUUUGUCUGGACUGGAGUCGAGAUGGAGCUCUGCUCAAUUCAGUCGUCCUCACAUUGCAGAGUCUAAUGCUGGUUGGGGAGGCGAUGCCUUCUCUCGUUCGCCUGUUGCCAGCAUGGCUGCAGCUCACACUCCCUUGGGAAGUGCCCACUACAUGGAACAGCAACAAAGACUUCAUAACCAGGAGCUGGAGCGCCAACAGUACAUGCAACUCCUUCAGCGCCAGGCCCAGAUGCAAUCGAUUAUGCAUCAGCAGCAGUUCAUGGCUGCCCGCCAGCAAUUUGGGACCGAUCCUCAGGCUCUUGCAGCCUUGCUUGCUCAACAGCAGGCUCAGCAGCGACAGCUUCAGAUGCGAUACCAACAACUACAGUUCACUGGCAUCCAUGCCCAAGGCCCAUCGACUCCUGGAGGCACCGCUGUUCCAUGGGGGGGAAUGGGACAGCCCUCCAGCCCUUGGACAACGUCGAUUAUCCCCUCAAACUCGGACAACUACUUUGACUACAACAAGGGCGAAGGCAGUCAAGCUCCCUACUCGAUGCGCCAGCAGCCUACACCUAUGCAGCCACCCCAGCCUCAUCAACAGCAGCACCAGUUGUUCCAGCCAUUCCAGCAGGAGCACACACAGUUCCACCCUGGACGUCCCAGUGAGCCUGUGAUGCAGGUUGGUCAGACGCCUCAGUCCUUAGCCCAGGAACACCAACAGCCUCAGCUUCAACAGCAUCACCAGCAGCAGCAACACCAACAUCAAGAACUCCAGCAGCAUCAGUCUCAGAUAGCCCAUGAGCAAACCAUCGAUGCCGUUGCUGGCAAGAUGGCUGAUCUUCAGGUGCAGGAAGAAGUUGGUCAGGAGGUCGCGAAGGAUGAUCUUGAGCCCUUGGAACAGACUUUGUCUGUCGUCGAAGAGGUGGCACGCGCAGAGGAUGUCAAGGCGUCUUUGGAGCACGUUGAGGCGGCGAUUCAAGGAAAGGUCCAUGAAGAGGAGAAGUUCGAGGAUUGGGAGGAGAUUGAAGACCCGGUUAAUGAGCUGGCUGCACAGCACGAACGCAGACAACAGGAUAUCAGGGAAGGAUCUGUUCACGAUGACGAGUUCGUUGGCGAGACCUUGGCUCACGAGGAGCACGAGGUUGAGGAGGAGCACGAGGUUGAAGAGGGGCACGAGGUUGCAGAGGCCGCCGAGGACACUGCUUCCGAGACUGCAUCAACCACAGCCGCUGUAGAAUUGCCUGCACCUUCGUCCAUCAAGGCCAGUCCUGCACCAUGGGCCAAGCCAACGAACGUGGAUGAUGAGGUCGUGGAGAAGAAGGGACCCACUCUUCGUGAAAUUCAAGAGCUGGAGGCCAAGAAGUCUGAGGAGACAAAGGCUGAGAGGCACGCUCAGCUUGCUGCCGCUGCUGCACUGGCAGGAGGCAAUGGCGCCUUUGAUUUCGCCAAGGGUAUGUCUGGCGCCCCCGCUUGGAGCAGUUCCGCGCCCACUACCCCCAAGAAGAAGACUCUGAAGGAGAUUCAGGAAGAGGAGGAGGCCACCACAAAGAAAAAUCGUGCCGCAGCCAAACAGGCCCAGACGGCAGGCCUCGUUGCCAUCGUCACGUCGAACACUGGAUCUGUUGGUAAACGCUAUGCUGACACCGUUGGACCUAAGCCCGUGCCAUCCAUCGCGUCUUCGGGACCAUGGAAUAUGUCUCCCGUCACUGCCAGCAGACCCACUUCGGUGACCCGUAGCUCUCUCGUUUUUGCCGCCAACCCAUCUGCCCACUCGCCCACUACUCCUCACUCGAGAGGAUCCGAGAACAGCUGGAUCGAGGUGGGUUCCAAGCGCGAUUCACAUCCCACACCAGCCACAGUGACCCCUGCCGUCACUCGCAACUCAACCACCCCCGCCCACAAGACUGUUAAUCCGAACGAUCCCCAUCCUGCUUCUGAGGAGUUUUUGAGAUGGUGCCGCCAGGCGUUGAAGGGAUUGCAGGGUGUUGUUUUGGAGGACUUUAUCCAGAUGCUACUCACGUUCCCCUUGAACCCUGAUCCGAUGACGGUGGAGAUUAUUCAGGACUCGAUCUAUGCUAACUCGCAGUCGCUGAACGGCCGCCAGUUUGCGGACGAGUUUAUUAAGCGUCGCAAGGCGGAUGCUUUCCCCAAUGGUGCACCCGCGUCGAUGGUGUCCGGACAUACCCCUUCCUCUACCCCUGAUUCUUCCUUCAAGGUCGUCUCCAAGAAGGGUAAGAAGAAGGGAACUCUAAAUGCCCAUGGCGGGGGAAACCUUCGGAACCACUUUGGAAACUACACCCGCCUUGCACCUACAUCCCUAAGAUUGGGCGUCGUCCCGCCCGAUGUCCAUGGACUUGUCCCAGAUCAUAUUCAAAAACCUGGGUAUGCACUUCGAGGUGAACCGUCCGAGUGGGCGGCGGGGAUCCCGAUCAAUGGACCUGAGGAGAUUGAAAAGUGUCGACGCGCCGGACAGCUUGCCAAGAAGAUCUUGGAGCUAGGAGGCACUCUUGUCAAAGCUGGUGUCAGCACAAACGAGAUUGACAGGAUCCUGCACGAAGCCAUCAUUGCAAACAAUGCCUACCCAUCACCACUGAACUAUAUGGGCUUCCCAAAGUCUGUAUGCACCUCGGUCUCCAAUGUCAUUGCACAUGGUAUCCCUGACAAUCGCUGCCUCGAGGAUGGCGAUAUUAUCAACAUCGAUAUUACUGUACACAAGGCAGGAAAAGAACUCGUGGAGCACACGAAAGAAGCCCUUGAUGAAGCCAUCGCGAUCUGUCAGCCGGGAGUACCUCUGAACCGGAUCGGAAAGACUAUUCAAGCGAUUGCUGAUCGACACGGGUACACAAUCUCGGAGCAGUUUUCAGGACAUGGCAUUGGCAAGGAGUUUCACUGCCUUCCUCUGAUCUAUCACCAUGACAACGAUGAGGAUGGGACGAUGGAAAAGGGCAUGAUAUUUACGAUUGAGCCAAUGUUUUGUCAAGGAACUGCUGUGGGCGUUCAGUGGCCCGAUAAAUGGACAGUGGCGACAGCUGACGGAGGUCGCAGUGCUCAGUUUGAACACACAAUUGUAAUCACCGACGAUGGUGCCGAGCGUUUGACAGGUUAG